This is a messenger RNA of Mesorhabditis belari, 639 nucleotides long. The record is from the annotation of a GenBank genome assembly. Lineage: Eukaryota; Metazoa; Nematoda; Chromadorea; Rhabditida; Rhabditidae.
AUGAGAUCUCCGGUCUAUUUCCUAAUCUUUUCCACUUCAUUUCUCGUCGUUCCACAAGUUUCAUCGGCAGAAACGUGUCGUGAUGGUGUUGAUAAUGUGUUCACAGUGAACUCUUUUGGAAAUGACAAUUUACCGGUGACAGUGCGAGAUGUAGUGAUACGAGUGAACGAUAUCUACAAUAAGCCGUCCUGUCACAACAAUAAAGUGAACAUUCGAAUGCCCGGCUAUUUUCAUAUUAUGGGCGGCCAAGUCAUUGUCCCACGUGAUUUUGAUCUGAUCAAUCGCCGUGCCAUUGUUCGAGCCACGAUCUCUGUGGGCAACAAAGUAAUCUGUGAUAAAGGAGCUGGCGGAAUGUUCUUCAUUCCGAACAAAUUAUGCCGCUUUCGAAUUUCGACUUUUGUGCCGCCUGAAAUUUGUGGAGUGUUGCAAAGGAAAGGAACGCAUACUCUAGAGGAAUUAUGGAGGGAAGUUCACUUCAACUCCACUCAAGAAUUGCCACCAUCACCCAGUUUUCUCGGCAUUUCGCUUCUCGAUAUACUGAAGGGUGAAUACCGGAUAAAACUCGAGUUGACGAUCGAUGGAGAACGAGUGUUGCGAUUGACGAUGCCCUCCGACAAUGCCCCUAUGCAAUGGGGACUC